UGUAUAGCUGCCUCAUAAUAUUCAUGGUAUGCAUUGUACUAGAUGUGGCCAGUUUCUCGCCUUUGUUACGUAGUCAACCAUGAGCGAGGCGUCCAGUAUUUUAUAUUAUAGAAACUUCAUUAGGUCAGAUAGGCUUUCUUGGCCGACGUUGUUUGUUGCCGACGCUUUCAAGCAAUGCUGCUGCCAAGGCCAUCGCUGCGUUGGAGGAGUACACGAAAGCAAAAAACUUCGAAUGCGUGUAGCUAUUAUAUGCUGUUUGUCUCAAACCGCUUCAGAGGAGGGAAACAGCGCUCCAUUUCAAAUACUGGAAUGAAAACGCUCCGAUGGGCGCCAGCCAGAGUGCUCUCUUCAAGCUUGCAAUAUAGAUUUGAUGGCCAUCAACCAAGCUGUCGACUAGAAUGCAGUCGGCGGUACAUCCGACCCAGCAAGGGAAGCAAAUUGAGCAGCAGCAAACCAGGCGGCGCCAGCCAAUGCUCUGACCUAGUAGAACCCCCCACUCGGAGGAAAGUGUGCCAGCAUUGCAACCCUUGGUGAUGGAUGCACGUUGGGCAGACCUGCCUCAUGCCGCUGGGCCCCUGGAAGGCACCAAACAGGGCGGCGCCGGCCACCGUUCUGACCUAAUAGGAUCCCCCACUUGGAGGCACCAAGCAGGGCGGCGCCGGCCACCGUUCUGACCUAAUAGGAUCCCCCACUUGAAGAUCCUCGCUCCUUCCACGCCCGCUGACCUGCCGCAUGCCGCUGGGCCCCUGGAAGGCACCAAGCAGGGCGGCGCCGGCCACUGUUCCGACCUAAUAGGAUCCCCCACUUGGAGAUCCUCGCUCCUUCCACGCCCGCUGACCUGCCGCAUGCCGCUGGGCCCCUGGAAGGCACCAAGCAGGGCGGCGCCGGCCACUGUUCUGACCUAAUAGGAUCCCCCACUUGGAGACCUGCCUCAUGCCGCUGGGCCCCUGGAAGGCACCAAGCAGGGCGGCGCCGGCCACUGUUCUGACCUAAUAGGAUCCCCCACUUGGAGGUAAGCAUGCUAGCGUUGCAACACAUGGUGGUGGAUGCACGUUGGGCGGUGCGGCGACGCUCGCCCUUGCAUGCCAUGAAGGAUCGCUCUGUGUAUGCUGCUUUAACUUCCUUAACAGCACGUCUCUUGCUUGGAUUCACGCUCCUUCAAGCGCACAGGUACCAUGCAACAUGUACGGCGGUGUUCGUUCCUCCUGCCCGUUACCCGUGGCGUUGCAUGCAUCUGCGCCGCUGUGUUGGCCCCCAUACCGGCCGCUUCCUCCAUCACCCACCUCCACCACUCAUGAACUCGCAGCUUCCUCUCCCGCCCGCCUCCUCCACCCGCCUCCCUCACCCGCCUCCCUCACCCACCUCCUGUCUAGAUUCCUCUCCUUACAUCUCCUCGCUCCUUUCCACGCCCGCUGACCUGCCGCAUGCCGCUGGGCCCCUGGAAGGCACCAAGCAGGGCGGCGCCGGCCACUGUUCUGACCUAAUAGGAUCCCCCACUUGGAGAUUCUCGCUCCUUCCACGCCCGCUGACCUGCCGCAUGCCGCUGGGCCCCUGCUGGAAGGCACCAAGCAGGGCGGCGCCAGCCACUGUUCUGACCUAAUAGGAUCCCCCACUUGGAGAUUCUCGCUCCUUCCACGCCCGCUGACCUGCCUCAUGCCGCUGGGCCCCUGGAAGGCACCAAGCAGGGCGGCGCCGGCCACCGUUCUGACCUAAUAGGAUCCCCCACUUGGAGGUAAGCAUGCUAGCGUUGCAACACAUGGUGGUGGAUGCACGUUGGGCGGUGCGGCGACGCUCACCCUUGCAUGCCAUGAAGGAUCGCUCUGUGUAUGCUGCUUUAACUUCCUUAACAGCACGUCUCUUGCUUGGAUUCACGCUCCUUCAAGCGCACAGGUACCAUGCAACAUGUACGGCGGUGUUCGUUCCUCCUGCCCGUUUCCCGUGGCGUUGCAUGCAUCUGCGCCGCUGUGUUGGCCCCCAUACCGGCCGCUUCCUCCAUCACCCACCUCCACCACUCAUGAACUCGCAGCUUCCUCUCCCGCCCGCCUCCUCCACCCGCCUCCCUCACCCGCCUCCCUCACCCACCUCCUGUCUAGAUUCCUCUCCUUACAUCUCCUCGCUCCUUUCCACGCCCGCUGACCUGCCGCAUGCCGCUGGGCCCCUUGAAGGCACCAAGCAGGGCGGCGCCGGCCACUGUUCUGACCUAAUAGGAUCCCCCACUUGGAGGUAAGCGUGCCAGCGUUGCAACCCUUGGUAAUGGAUGCACGUUGGGCGGUGCGGCGACGCUCGCCCUUGCAUGCCAUGAAGGAUCGCUCUGUGUAUGCUGCUUUAACUUCCUUAACAGCACGUCUCUUGCUUGGAUUCACGCUCCUUCAAGCGCACAGGAACCACUCAGCAUGUACGGCGGUGUUCGUUCCUCCUGCCCGUUACCCGUGGCGUUGCAUGCAUCUGCGCCGCUGUGUUGGCCCCCAUACCGGCUGCUUCCUCCAUCACCCACCUCCACCACUCAUGAACUCGCACGCAGCUUUCUCCCCCGCCCGCCUCCUCCACCCGCCUCCUCCACCCGCCUCCCUCACCCGCCUCCCUCACCCACCUCCUGUCUAGAUUCCUCUCCUUACAUCUCCUCGCUCCUUUCCACGCCCGCUGACCUGCCGCAUGCCGCUGGGCCCCUUGAAGGCACCAAGCAGGGCGGCGCCGGCCACUGUUCUGACCUAAUAGGAUCCCCCACUUGGAGGUAAGCGUGCCAGCGUUGCAACCCUUGGUAAUGGAUGCACGUUGGGCGGUGCGGCGACGCUCGCCCUUGCAUGCCAUGGAGGAUCGCUCUGUGUUUGCGGCUUUAACUUCCUUAACAGCACGUCUCUUGCUUGGAUUCACGCUCCUUCAAGCGCACAGGAACCACUCAGCAUGUACGGCGGUGUUCGUUCCUCCUGCCCGUUACCCGUGGCGUUGCAUGCAUCUGCGCCGCUGUGUUGGCCCCCAUACCGGCCGCUUCCUCCAUCACCCACCUCCACCACUCAUGAACUCGCACGCAGCUUCCUCCCCCGCCCGCCUCCUCCACCCGCCUCCCUCACCCGCCUCCCCCACCCACCUCCUGUCUAGAUUCCUCUCCUUACAUCUCCUCGCUCCUUUCCACGCCCGCUGACCUGCCGCAUGCCGCUGGGCCCCUGGAAGGCACCAAGCAGGGCGGCGCCGGCCACCGUUCUGACCUAAUAGGAUCCCCCACUUGGAGAUUCUCGCUCCUUCCACGCCCGCUGACCUGCCGCAUGCCGCUGGGCCCCUGCUGGAAGGCACCAAGCAGGGCGGCGCCAGCCACUGUUCUGACCUAAUAGGAUCCCCCACUUGGAGACCUGCCUCAUGCCGCUGGGCCCCUGGAAGGCACCAAGCAGGGCGGCGCCGGCCACCGUUCUGACCUAAUAGGAUCCCCCACUUGGAGGUAAGCAUGCUAGCGUUGCAACACAUGGUGGUGGAUGCACGUUGGGCGGUGCGGCGACGCUCACCCUUGCAUGCCAUGAAGGAUCGCUCUGUGUAUGCUGCUUUAACUUCCUUAACAGCACGUCUCUUGCUUGGAUUCACGCUCCUUCAAGCGCACAGGUACCAUGCAACAUGUACGGCGGUGUUCGUUCCUCCUGCCCGUUACCCGUGGCGUUGCAUGCAUCUGCGCCGCUGUGUUGGCCCCCAUACCGGCCGCUUCCUCCAUCACCCACCUCCACCACUCAUGAACUCGCAGCUUCCUCUCCCGCCCGCCUCCUCCACCCGCCUCCCUCACCCGCCUCCCUCACCCACCUCCUGUCUAGAUUCCUCUCCUUACAUCUCCUCGCUCCUUUCCACGCCCGCUGACCUGCCGCAUGCCGCUGGGCCCCUUGAAGGCACCAAGCAGGGCGGCGCCGGCCACUGUUCUGACCUAAUAGGAUCCCCCACUUGGAGGUAAGCGUGCCAGCGUUGCAACCCUUGGUAAUGGAUGCACGUUGGGCGGUGCGGCGACGCUCGCCCUUGCAUGCCAUGAAGGAUCGCUCUGUGUAUGCUGCUUUAACUUCCUUAACAGCACGUCUCUUGCUUGGAUUCACGCUCCUUCAAGCGCACAGGAACCACUCAGCAUGUACGGCGGUGUUCGUUCCUCCUGCCCGUUACCCGUGGCGUUGCAUGCAUCUGCGCCGCUGUGUUGGCCCCCAUACCGGCUGCUUCCUCCAUCACCCACCUCCACCACUCAUGAACUCGCACGCAGCUUUCUCCCCCGCCCGCCUCCUCCACCCGCCUCCUCCACCCGCCUCCCUCACCCGCCUCCCUCACCCACCUCCUGUCUAGAUUCCUCUCCUUACAUCUCCUCGCUCCUUUCCACGCCCGCUGACCUGCCGCAUGCCGCUGGGCCCCUUGAAGGCACCAAGCAGGGCGGCGCCGGCCACUGUUCUGACCUAAUAGGAUCCCCCACUUGGAGGUAAGCGUGCCAGCGUUGCAACCCUUGGUAAUGGAUGCACGUUGGGCGGUGCGGCGACGCUCGCCCUUGCAUGCCAUGAAGGAUCGCUCUGUGUUUGCGGCUUUAACUUCCUUAACAGCACGUCUCUUGCUUGGAUUCACGCUCCUUCAAGCGCACAGGAACCACUCAGCAUGUACGGCGGUGUUCGUUCCUCCUGCCCGUUACCCGUGGCGUUGCAUGCAUCUGCGCCGCUGUGUUGGCCCCCAUACCGGCCGCUUCCUCCAUCACCCACCUCCACCACUCAUGAACUCGCACGCAGCUUCCUUCCCCGCCCGCCUCCUCCACCCGCCUCCCUCACCCGCCUCCCCCACCCGCCUCCCUCACCCACCUCCUGUCCGGAUUCUUCUCUCUUACAUCUCCUCGCUCCUUCCACGCCCGCAGACCUGCCUCAUGCCAGACGCCUAAAAGGGCGGCGCCGGCCACCGUUCUGACCUAAUAGGAUCCCCCGCUUGGAGGUAAGCGUGCCAGCAUCGCAACCCAUGGUGGUGGAUGCAUGCUGGGCGGUGCGGCGACACUCGCCCUUGCAUGCCAUGAAGAAUCGCUCUGUGUUUGCGGCUUUCACUUCCUUAACAGCACGUCUCUUGCUUGGAUUCACGCUCCUUCAAGCGCACAGGAACCAUGCAGCAUGUCCGUUGAUGUUCCUCCUUUUGGCAUUCAUGUGGCAACGUGUUCUUGACACACAUUCAUGACGUGAAUGUUACGUGCGGCAUACAUGUGAUGUCAUGUGAUUUUGGGGAGCAUUGUGGUGAUCUUGGCAGUGGGGUGCCUUGCCAAGGGGUACCACUUAGUAUUGCGGGGGCAUUGUGGUGGUAGACUGGACCUCUUGGCAGUGGGGUGCGUUGUCAAGGGGAGUAUUGUACAGACAGGAAGGGCAUUCAUGGAGGUGCAUACUGUAGCAUGCGGGAUACAACAGCCGUGUGGGGCACCUGUUUGCCCAAAGCUUGCGGUAUAGAUGGCGGCGGGCUAUGUCUGACAAGACAAGGCUGACAGGGUUGGAAACCGGCUAGUGCCAUAUGUUGAUGCCAUGUGUUUUGGUAUUGUAAACCCAGCAGCGCCA
Astrephomene gubernaculifera is the source of this 5525-nucleotide messenger RNA. NCBI's taxonomy places the organism in Eukaryota, Viridiplantae, Chlorophyta, Chlorophyceae, Chlamydomonadales, Astrephomenaceae. The record is from the annotation of a GenBank genome assembly.